CAGCGGUGGUCGUGGCGGAGGCCGCACCGCGCAUGCGCCUGACGCCAUCUUGGCUGCCUCGUGCGCACGGCCGUGUAUCGUGCAACAACAAUAAUAUUAGGAAUCAUCAAUGUAUUCGGAUUGUAUGCAAGAAUAUGUACAAUGAGUGAGCCCAGCUCAGAUGGAAGCCCUGGAAGGCAGAGGCGGUCCACAGAAAGGAGCAGAGAGAACAUCCGAGAAUACGUCAAGCUCCUGAGUCGGAAAGUGACCGGGUCGCCCUCUGGUCACCGAACCCCAAGACUCCUUAGGGAGGUCAAAAUGUCAGAUGGGGGUUCAGGUCACAAGUCCAAGCCAGAGGGUGACACCUCUACCUCCCCAGCUCACACAAAAUUGUCCAGUAAGAACCAGGAAAGUGCAAAAGAGAAGCAACUCAAGAAGGGCAUUACGCAAACCAAGAAAACAAUGAAAUCCAAGAAGAAUUCUGGGUCAGCUAGUGUAUCAGUUUCUGGAAAAGCUGAAGUGGGUGUAAAGGCCGAAGAUAAAGAUGAGGCUGAAAAGUCAGGUGUUUUAACAAAAGCUAAUACAUCUAAGGAAAAAUUAACAAUGCCAGUACUGAAAAGUGCAAGAACUCAAGAUAGGGAUAUUGAGCCUUCAACCAGCAAGGAUGUUAGUAAAUCAGAGAGUGCAGAUAACUCUGUGGAGAAUGAAUCUGACAUAGACAGUAUUAGUUGCUUUGAAGAUUUUGAUAAGUUAGACACCAGGGAAGAAAUGCAAUCCCAACAAAAGACCAUGGAAAGAAAUAAAGUUUCAACACCAGAAGUAAGCAGCAAAAGAUCCACUCCCAAGUCAGGACGUGGUGUGGACUGCAAAAGUGAUUCACCACCUGACCUCAUCCUCUUCCUGAAAGAAGGCAGAGGGAGAGCGCAGAAUUACAGUGAGCCUCCUACUCUUGAGUCUGAAACUAUUGCUACCAGGAGACGGACACGUGUGCCUGCUGAUCCUAAAACUAUUGAAUAAGUAAAAAGAUAAAUGCAUCUCAAACAAAAGGAAAGAAAGAUGUCA
Penaeus indicus is the source of this 1041-nucleotide messenger RNA. RefSeq lists its product as uncharacterized. The transcript is spliced from 2 exons. Lineage: Eukaryota; Metazoa; Arthropoda; Malacostraca; Decapoda; Penaeidae. The record is from RefSeq and is a predicted model, not a curated record. The coding region runs from base 142 to 996 and encodes 284 amino acids.